UUAGGAGGCAGGAGCAGCUUCACUCUACCUCACCGCUCGGACCGCUAACCGCGCGCAUCGCUACAGCUACCGGACCUGGAUCGUGGACGCCUGUAAGAUGGAAAUGUACCAGGCUGGUUAUCACAUGGAAGAUUUCAGAACACAAGAAGUUCCGGCUGGAUUUGACUUUGCGUCCUAUGAUUCCAGUGGAGAAGAAUUGUCCUUCCUCUUAGACAGCAAUGUGUCCGGGCAGCAGCAGUACAUGGACACAUAUGGAGAACAUCCAAAAGUUAUCAGAAGUUAUGAUCAUAAAGCUGGGUCCAGUGACUCCACCUUGUUCAAUUUAGAUGCAUACCCAGAAUUCAGCUGCUGGACAACUUGCACAAAUGAUCCUCCAGGCACGGCUGGUUUGGACCAGUUUCAAGCAGGAUUUCAAGAGGCUGGGCCAACAUACCAGAAUCUCCUGCCCAGCUGUCCCUCAGUGCAGAGCAGUCAUUUCAGUUCUGAUGUAGCUGGUGAACAUGGCCACUACCUGCCAGGGUCAGGACCCAACCAAGGGGUGGUGUCCAGCUCUGUCAGUCUGGAGCAUCUCGGUGACUCUGGAUCAGCUUUUAAGGCAGAGAUGCAGAGCAGAAGCCAGUCGUUCUGGUCAGCAUACCCGUCUCCGAGCUACUGCCCUCCUUCUCAAAGCCUUCCUCCAUCUUGUGCCUCGUCCCCCGAGUCCCAGCCCCCCGAGCAAUACUGCCCCCGCCUGGUGAAGCGCAAAAGCACAGCCCAGAAACCAGAGGCAGACAGAGAGGUGACCGGGAUGGCAGCUUACACAGGCUCAGGGCCAAUCCAGCUGUGGCAGUUCCUGCUUGAAUUGCUGCUGGACUCCACCUGCCGGCCCUUCAUCAGUUGGACAGGAGAUGGCUGGGAAUUCAAGAUGUCUGACCCCGCUGAGGUAGCUAAACGAUGGGGACAAUGCAAAAACAAGCCCAAGAUGAACUAUGAGAAACUUAGUCGGGGGCUGCGCUACUACUACCAUAAGAACAUCAUCCACAAGACAGCAGGCAAGCGCUACGUGUAUCGUUUUGUGUGCGAUGUACAGGGAAUGCUUGGAAAAACUGCCCGGGAGGUGUUGGACAGCCUCAAUAUUGCCCCUGUGGAUGUGCCCUCCCAUUAUACAGCAGCCACAACCCCCCAGCAGGGUGCUGAAGGACACCGACGACGCAUGGUUGACCCGGUAGAAUGAACUCUUAGCGCUGUCCUUAAGCUACAACUAUCAGCACAACAUGGCUUACCAGGACAUGUCAUCUCUGGUGACCUGCUUAUCCUGCUAAGUUCUCAUCGGUUGUGGGACGUGGCCCUGUCCUCUUGUCGCAAUUAUGUGUCUGCCCCAUGGAUCAAGAUCUUUGUAGGAAUGACAUAUGCUUGUCAAGUGACCACCAUCGCAUUUAUCACCUCUAAUUGGUCUAUGGAGUGAAAAGAAAAUAAACAUUUAUUCCCACGCUGUUUGAGCUGUUGUCAGGGCAGUUCACAAUCAGCUAGCACUGUUUUAGUUCCAGAUCAAAUGAACUUAAAUAAAGAGAAGAUUGAAAGAAGUAGCUGUUUAAUAAGAGGUGUGAAACACCAAGUCAGUAAUAUGAAUUAUCUUAGAUGAAAAUGUUUCUUUUUCCCACAUCUACCUCCUUAUUUUGUAGCAAUAUUGUGUUGAAAAGAAUCAGCACAAAAACUAUUUAGCUUACUUGUAACGUAUUAUAGUUGUUGUAUCCCAUUAUAUUUUGCUAUCAU
Molecule: messenger RNA, 1752 nt
Organism: Scleropages formosus (Asian bonytongue)
Lineage: Eukaryota; Metazoa; Chordata; Actinopteri; Osteoglossiformes; Osteoglossidae
Gene: etsrp
Product: ETS1-related protein
Exons: 8
Coding region: 98-1213 (371 amino acids)
Biological process (GO): regulation of transcription by RNA polymerase II; cell differentiation
Cellular component (GO): nucleus
Molecular function (GO): DNA-binding transcription factor activity, RNA polymerase II-specific; sequence-specific DNA binding
Source: RefSeq, a predicted model, not a curated record